CACCCUGUGCACCGUCAUCAUUGUACUAGUGACGCGGCUCGUGACGCCAUGACGCACGGCUGCUUACCCUUGGCUUCCGGUGUCGUAGUUGCUAACUUGUGUUGAUAUAUUUUUCUCCGGACUCGGCUCGUUUUUCUAUACAAGAAAGAGGGAAACGUACGCCGUUGACGGAGUGAGCCAGACCCAAAACGAGUCGAAAAGCUUUCAUAAGAAACAUAAACCUCGUAUUUCAGAUGGAGAAAGUGUAGCAUUGCUUGUGGAAAUGAAUAUUGGCUCUAAAACUAAGAAACGGGUGGUUCUGCCCAGCCGACCCGAGCUCCCCACUGUGGAUCAGCUGCUGGAGGACAUCCACAAAGCUGCUCCUGAUGACCCGGUUUUCAGCAUCCUGGACAAAACCGAGCAGGCUUGGCCCUGGCCGGCGGACAGCGAGGCGGAGCUGCGGUUCCAGCAGAGCCGCCGCUAUUUGGAUCUGAACAGCCGACUGGAGGAGGCGCUGGGUCGGCUGCAGAAACAGAGGGAGACGCUGCAGACGGCCGGGGAGCAGCUGGACAGGACGGUGGAGGAGGUCAAAGGUCAAAUCUCCUGACUCAGCACAUUCCAAAGAGACGCUGGUUCUUCUUCUCUUUAACUGAACUCUGCUACUGGAAACCCAGACAGACAGUGAUGGCUGACCUUUGACCUCACCUGUAAUACUGCUUCAUGGUCCCUGAAUGUUUCUGAUCAUGGAAAGUGUUGUGAUCUAAAGUCAGCAGUUUGACCGCGAAAAUAAAUGAGAAAAUGUGCAGAAAUAAAAAUCAGAGUGGAAAGUACAGCUAAAAAUGAGAAAAAAUUAAAAUAUUAGUUUUUUUAAUAUUUGUUUUUUAUGUUUGUGCAGUGCAUGUUUAUUUCAUUUUUAUCAUUUUUAUUUCAAGGAUAACCUCUUGAGAUGUUUUUGUGUUGGUUCUUACAAAAACAUAAAUAUUAAAGCAAAAAAUAAUAAAACAGAUGAUGAAAAUAAAUAAUAUUCAGGUACCCAAACCUUUUCUCGUGUGUAGAUGUUCGUCCACAUUUAUUAAAAGCAUUAAUCACAAAUUAAUAUUUUAUUUCACUCAAAGUGAAACUGAACUUUUUUUUUCUCUAAUUUGAGAAAAAGGAAACAAGACGAGCUUCAGCUCUGACAUUUGGUUAAGAAAGUGGAGUAUUAAGGGUCCAGUUGAACAAAAUGUUCACAUUUUCAGCAUGUAUUCAUUUGCAGAGACUGAUCUGAUCAAACUUAAUUGUUUCUGUGUUUGUAAAUGUUUCAUGUUUCACUUAUUUAUUUAAUUUUGGCUGAAAUGACUCUCAAUAACAAUAAACUUGUCCAGAAAUAUUUCUGU
Molecule: messenger RNA, 1355 nt
Organism: Gambusia affinis (western mosquitofish)
Lineage: Eukaryota; Metazoa; Chordata; Actinopteri; Cyprinodontiformes; Poeciliidae
Gene: lg10h19orf25
Product: linkage group 10 C19orf25 homolog
Exons: 3
Coding region: 263-586 (107 amino acids)
Source: RefSeq, a predicted model, not a curated record